Messenger RNA from Nyctereutes procyonoides (raccoon dog), 1048 nucleotides. RefSeq names its product ATP synthase F1 subunit delta (gene ATP5F1D). The record is from RefSeq and is a predicted model, not a curated record. Gene Ontology annotation, molecular function: proton-transporting ATP synthase activity, rotational mechanism. The transcript has 4 exons. Gene Ontology annotation, biological process: proton motive force-driven ATP synthesis. Bases 75 to 575 code for a protein of 166 amino acids. NCBI's taxonomy places the organism in Eukaryota, Metazoa, Chordata, Mammalia, Carnivora, Canidae.
GAGGUCCCCGCGCGCCGUCCUCCGCGUCCUCCAGGCUGCCCGCGUUCGGCCGGAGUCCGCUCGCCGCCGUCGCCAUGCUGCCCGCCGCGGUCCUCCGCCGUCCCGGCCUGCGCUGCCUCGUCCGCCAGGCCCGCGCCUACGCCGAGGCCGCCGCGGCUCCGGCCGCGGCCCCGGGACAGAUGUCCUUCACUUUCGCGUCACCCACGCAGGUGUUUUUCAACGGUGCGAACGUGCGGCAGGUGGAUGUCCCCACGCAGACGGGAGCCUUUGGCAUCCUUGCGGCGCACGUGCCCACCUUGCAGGUCCUGCGGCCCGGGCUGGUGGUUGUCCACGCCGAGGACGGCACCGUCUCCAAAUACUUCGUGAGCAGUGGCUCAGUCACGGUGAACGCUGAUUCCUCAGUGCAGUUGCUGGCUGAAGAGGCUGUGACACUAGACAUGCUGGACGUGGGGGCAGCCAAGAUGAAUCUGGAGAAGGCGCAUUCGGAGCUGUCGGGGGCAGCGGACGAGGCUUCCAGGGCUGAGAUCCAAAUCCGCAUCGAGGCCAACGAGGCCCUGGUGAAAGCUCUCGAGUAGGCGGUGCGUGGCCCUUGCCAGCAGGGAAACCGAGGCCCAUGUCCCUGGCAGGCUGGGCCAGCUCCCAUGGGUCCAGAGUGAUGGCGGGAGGCGGGAUGGGCGGAAGGUGAGCAAACCUCCAGAGGGAUGCGCCCCGUGCAGGGCGCGGUCUUGCCGACGCCGGCCUCCAGGGGGCAGCCCCGUUAAGCUUCCUGCCGGGAGCAGCCUCGUCAAACCCGGGAAGCUGAGGCUCCUUGCGGGGGUUGGGGCUGCUGACUGGGGCUGAGCUCAGAGACUUUGCUCUGCUUUUUUUGGGGGGGGGGGGUACUCCCACCGUGGGCUCACUGUCCACCUUCCAGCCCCUCGCUCCCCACCUGAUGCGCCCCUGCCAUCCCUCCGGCCCCGUAGACCCUGGCGUGGAGACCCACUCCCAGCCACUUCCAUGGGACAGCCUGUCCCCAACUCGAGCUUUCCAUUAAAAACCGGGGACCUGA